Messenger RNA from Ochlerotatus camptorhynchus, 2952 nucleotides. RefSeq names its product tipE homolog 1 (gene Teh1). NCBI's taxonomy places the organism in Eukaryota, Metazoa, Arthropoda, Insecta, Diptera, Culicidae. The record is from RefSeq and is a predicted model, not a curated record. Gene Ontology annotation, cellular component: plasma membrane. Gene Ontology annotation, biological process: regulation of sodium ion transport. Gene Ontology annotation, molecular function: sodium channel regulator activity. The transcript is spliced from 2 exons. Bases 647 to 1489 code for a protein of 280 amino acids.
GGUGGUAGAUUCCGCCCGACUGACAACAAUCCAUCGGUGGGGUCCUUUCAUUGUGCCGUGUGCUGCUGUGUGCGUGCGUGUGGAGAGGAUUUGGAAUUUGGCGGUGAAGAAGAGCUGACGAAGAUAAGAAGAUAACGGUGAAAGUGUGGGGGAUAAAGAGAACAUAACAUACAGCGUUCGUUUUGACAUAAAUACUUACCGAGAAGGGGCACAACAGGCGAAAUAUAAAGAAAAGGGUGUCCCCUAGUACGAGUUUUCGUCUGCCAAGUGCCACGUAAAUAUUUUAGAGUACGAUUGCUUCGUAGUGGGUGCUGUUCUUUUAUUUUCGGCUAUUGUGGAAACGGAAAAUAAAAUAAAGAAGAUAGAAGCCGUUUCUGCAUAACAGAGAAGGGUUAAAAGUUUUAGAUUUUUCCAAUAGCGAGUCAAAAGUGAACGCGACGAAUCGAAUCGGAGUGUGUGAGUGUGAGAAGAGGAGAAGUAGGAAGUGAAGAGAAGAAGACGAAGGAUACGGAAAGUUGGAUGGGGAUGUGGUGGUCCACCGUCCUAGCCGUUGUCGUCGUUGUCGUUGUCUCCAAGUCGUACCCAGACAGCGCCAGCAAAGUGGAAGAAACCAGGUGCAAUCUGCUGAGUGGCCGCUGUACCAACAAUGAGGAGUGGUAGCUCAGAACUUCUGCUCGAGCAACAAGCAGAAGAGCUACGGAAGAAAAAGCUGCUAGAACUAGCGGCUGCCAAGAAGGCGAAGAAUGGUCCCGCUCCAAAGCGAACGCUGCGCGAAAAUGCCAGCUUCUACACGACUUCCAGUUUGGCGUUCCUCUCGGUGACAGCCGGGGCGUCGCUGCUAUUUCUGGUUCCUCUCUAUGUCGAUCCGGCGAUCUCGACGCUGGUUGGCGACUUUGUCGAACGGCCCACAAUGUGCGUUACGACGCGGCGCGAAGAUAUGACCGGGUUGUUCAACUGUUCGUGGAGUUCGUGUCGCGAAGGUUGCACCUCGGAUGUGUUCAAGUGCACUCAUAUUUAUGUGACGUUCAUCGACGAUCUGAACUUUACGUUCCCUUUCAAUGCGACGCCCUCGGAGCUGUUCAAUCUGACCGAUAUCGAGCGGUCGGAGGAAGCGAUCCUGCUGGUGAACAUCAAAGGCUGCGGCUACCCGCCGACGGUCAAGUGCAAAAACUUCACCGAUCUCUACGGUUUCGAGGGCGCAGUGUUUCCAUGUUUCUACUCGAAGCAAAACAAAACGGUCGUGAUGACCUCCUACAACCGGGAGGAACAGGUGCAGACGAUCAUACACUUUUUCGUGAUUCCAUUCAUCAUUACGGUCGUCUCGUCGGUGUUUCUCUGCGUAAUGCACUGUGAUUGUAGAUGUAAGAAGGAGCGACGACGACGGCAUCGACACCGGCGGCCUAGGAUAGAGAAUCUCAGUGAUUCAUCGAUAUCGACCCGGGUGGACAUGCUGACGCCCGCGAUCGAAGUGUACAAACCACCCCUCUGACACAAGGAUGACACCCUGGAGAGCAACCUCGGCAAUCCAUCGACCAGUAGCGAUCUAUGACGAGGUGCACUGUUGCUGGCGGUACGCCACUACUGUUGCUUGAACUAGCGAGGUUCUUCCCCAUCAACGGCAAACAGCAACACCAUGUGCGCGUACUGUACAUCGAAUCCGAGCCCGGUAGCCGUGUGACGACAGGUGAAUCGGUAUCAUCGGUGGUAAGUUUUACCGAGACAGAAGACGACGACGACGACGACGAUGACAACGAUAAAAUCACUUUACUGCGGAGGAUAGAAAGAAGAACACACACGUAAGUGUCGUAAAUAAGAAGCGGAGACGGUCGGGCCGUAGGCCGAAGGGAGGUUCCUAGUAGGGAGGUAUUCCAUCCGUGCUGCUACUGGUGGGGGUUGGGUGACUGACAGUUGCCGAAGGAAUGCACGCAGGAGGAUCUCAUCGCAGGACGAUGAUGCUUCCGACCUAACCUAUCAUUUCUCGGUGUCGUUGUUUUUGUUGUUGUUGUCGCUCCGAGGAGGUUGGGUGUCGGUAAUGGCAAUGACGGUUGACUGCCGGAACAAUACGGUCGGUAAUGUAUGCAUGUAUGUAUGUAUGUAUGAUUGUCCGUUCACCGGAUGUCCUUGUCGGUUUGGUGAACAGGAAGAUGAGUGCGGGUAUCUCUGGUGACAAAAGUCUACGCAACGGUAAUGAUAGUAAUAACCGAGUAAUGAAUAUGAAUAGAAAUAGUCGUUUGGAUGAAUGCUACAAGAUCAACCGAGCACAAUAUGGUGCUAUGUAAUAGAUGUCAAACAUGGUUUAUGUUUGUUAUUUUUUGCGAGAAGAAUCUUUUUUAUUUUAUAUUUUUAACCGUUACUGAUGGCAGAUACCGACCACAGUAGCAGCAUGGGGAAUUACAGUUAAACUUACGACCAAUCGAAGUUCGAACCACAGGAGCUCACGGGCAGCUAAUAGAGCAAAAGAAAAUUAAAGCAACAGCAGCAGUAGCAAAACUAUUUAACAAAAGAAACUGUCUCUUCUGGGUGUCAAAUUAAGCAGCAAAUCGAUCUAAUAGGAUUAAAACCAAUUGACUAAUGAAAGGAAAAUAGAAGAAGUAAAAUCGCUAAUCUUAGGAGCCACACUAAAGUAAAACCAUGUAAGGUAAUUCUAUAUACAUACACGUACACAAGAAAACAUUCAAACACACACACACACACACAUAAAAACACCGAGCGAGUUAGGAACGAGAAGUAGAAGAAAAAGAAGAAAAACCAACGUGAACAACAAAAGAGCAGAGAUCCGUAGCAAAUAAUCUAACUACGUAAGAGACUUAGUCUAAGUAGGAUUAAACAAGGUAACACUGUAGGCUUAAAGAUUACACAAAUUGACUACUACAAGCGCUAGUUGGGUGCAACGAUGGGGGCAUAAAUGCUUUUCGGUGUUAAGUUGUUUGGUAUAAUCGAAUAUUUAAAUUC